AUGGAUAUGUCGCAAUUUGACAAGGACAUUCCACCUCCACCACCGCCUGAAAUUUGUCCGUUUUCCAAUGAACCAUUAUAUAUCAAGGAACAAAAUAAAACAUCAUCUGUAGAAUCACAGGAUAGUGAUGAUAGUUUAGUGGACAUUGCUAUGGACAAAAAAGAUUUAUUAAAAGAAAAAAAUAAAAAUACUGAAAUAACCAUUAAACAUCCAAACAAUGAAACUUUUUUUAUUCCUAACAAUGAGGUAAAACCAUAUGCGCCACCUAUAAAAAUUCCUAAAAAUUUCAUUACAAAUUGCGUUUCUACUCGUACUAAAAAUCUUCCGGAAGGUUGGAAAGCGAUAGCUCACGAUUCUGGACAUUUUGUCUAUCUUCACCUUGGUACACGUGUUGUAACGUAUUCCAAACCUUUUGAAUUAAAAGAUGGAUCAGCUAGGCAUCAUGAUACGCCAUUAGCUUCCAUACCAUGUUUAGAGCAAAAAAAACAUUUAGAAAAAAUUAAACUAAAACAAGAAAGUGGAAAACUUACAGACAUAUCUGAAUAUGAAGUUAUUUCACCUGAAGAGUUAAAAAAUUAUUCUACUUCACUUUUUGAGUAUGAAACAAAAUAUAUAACUAAAAUUGAUAAAAAUAUGCCCAAAUCAGAAAGAAAAAGGAAGUUUGCUGAUUAUUUUAAUGCAGAAGAUGAUGAAAUUGAGGAAGAAGAAAUACCAGAUCAUUUUCCUUGUAAACCAAAAAGUGGUUUUCCUUCUAAUGGUCAUUUAAUUAAUAUCGAAUGUCCAGGAACUUAUGGUAAAAAAGCAAGAACAGUUCAAUUUAAUCCAGUUGGAAAAAGUUCAACAAAUAUAUUACAUGAAUAUGUUCAAAGAUCAAUGAAAACAAAAGUUCUUUAUUCUGAAGAUCAAUUUGAUUUUGAUGCAUAUGUUUUUCAUUGUAGUUGUUAUUUAAUAAUUAAUGAAAUAGUAAAAAGAAAUAUUAUUAAUAAUGAAAGAAUAAUAGAAAAAUUAGGUAAAAUUGAAACAAGAGUUUAUAGAGAUGAAGAACAAAUUUUUAUUGGUAAAGGAAAAGGCAAAAGUAAACGUGAAGCUAAACUUGCCGCCGGAGUCAAUUCUGUUAAACUUUUUUUAGAAGAUUUAACAUUUGAUGACAAUGGAACAUGCAAAGCUAUUGGAGGUAAGUCUAUAGAAGAAAGUGAUAUAAUUCAAUUCUUUAAAUCAAUUGAUCUUGAACAUGCAAAGUUAGCUGAUCUUUGUGAAAAAUCUGGUCAGUUAACACCAAAUGCCAUUCUUCAAAUUGCUAUUAGAAAUCAUCCAAAUGCUGGAACUUUUAAACUUCAAAGUGAUUGUCAGACAACUUCCCAUGGAAGACAUAUAUUUUCUUUAUCAUUUGGCAAUUUGGCUGUUGAUUAUGAAUGCAAAAAUAAGAAAGAAGGCAAACAAGUAGCUGCACAAAAAUUUAUUAAACUUCUUCAUCCUGAAUGUACUACAUGGGGUGAAAUUAUUGAAAUUUAUGGAACAAAAAGUCAAUCUAAUAAAGAAGCAAAAUUAUCAGCACAAAAAAAUGUUAUUAAAAUGGCUUCUGAAUUUAUGGAAGAAAGUAAAGCUAAAAUGAAACAUAGUUAUGAACCAAAUCUUAGAGUUCUUAAUGCAUUAAAAGAGCAUCACAAAAAGUUUUAUUGUGAAUUUAGUCAAGAUUGUAUAGAACAACAUAUAAAUGAUAUUAAAAGACCAAUUUUAUAUCCUGAUAUAGCUGCUAAAGCAAGUAGAAAAAAAGAAAUGGAAGAUCCAACUUCACUAUGGAAGAAUGCUUUAUAA
Messenger RNA from Strongyloides ratti, 1815 nucleotides. RefSeq names its product Microprocessor complex subunit DGCR8. Gene Ontology annotation, cellular component: microprocessor complex. Gene Ontology annotation, biological process: primary miRNA processing. Lineage: Eukaryota; Metazoa; Nematoda; Chromadorea; Rhabditida; Strongyloididae. The transcript has a single exon. Bases 1 to 1815 code for a protein of 604 amino acids. The record is from RefSeq and is a predicted model, not a curated record. Gene Ontology annotation, molecular function: identical protein binding; double-stranded RNA binding; primary miRNA binding.